CUCUCGCCUCGGCUCGAGUCUACGGAGCACGGAGUUGUGCUCGAAUCAUGGCGACACCCGACCCCGUAGACCCAGCCACCCUAGAGAUUAAGACCCGUAGCAUAGAACAGACACUACUCCCACUAGUGAAACAGAUUUCGACGUUAAUCUCGCACAGAGAGCGACCGCUAUGCUCGGAUCGGAGUCUACGAGCGGUCGCCAGAGUCGGCCAGGCGGUAAAUUUGGCGGUCGAGAGAUUCGUUACCGUGGGCGAAACUAUCGCGGACGACAACCCGGAGAUCAAACAGGAGAUGUACGAGGCAUGCAAGGAGGCGAGGAUUGCUGGUUCGGCGAUCGAAAAAUUGUGCGAAUGUGCCUUGGAGGACAGUUUGGCUGACCGAGGCUCCGUCGUGAGAGCCGCCAGAUGUCUUCUGGGCUCGGUGACGAGAGUUCUUCUCCUGGCAGACAUCGUCGUGGUCAAUCAACUGCUUCACGCCAAGGAUAAGGUCGCCCGCAGUCUCGGACGUCUCGAAAGCGUUUCGAAUUUCACCGAAUUCGUCAAGGCGUUCAGCCAAUUCGGCGGUGAAAUGGUCGAGUUGGCGCAUUUAACCGGCGAUCGUCAGAACGAUCUCAAAGACGAGAGACGUCGCGCGCAGAUGGCGGCGGCGCGUCAGGUGCUAGAAAGAAGCACCAUGAUGCUGCUCACAUCCAGCAAGACGUGUUUGAGGCAUCCCGAGUGUCCUUCAGCGAGAGAGAACAGAGACACCGUUUUUUGUCAAAUGCGAAGAGCGAUGGAUCUGAUACAUUACGUCGUUAAAGACGGCGUAGUGGACUGCAGCGAAUCUCAGUCUUACUCGAAUUCGCAGAGCCCGCAGCAGGAAGACUGGGACAGCAGUACCGUUUGCUCGGCAUUGAAACACUUCGAGAGGCUCGUUGAAACAACGAGGAUGACCCUGCUGAGACCGGACUGUCGCGAGACACUUACAUCGGCCCUCGAAACAGUGGUCGAGAGAACACAGGAUUUUACCGACAGCGCCUACACGAGCCAUGAACACAGAGAAAAUAUUCUUUUGCUCUGUGAUCGCGCGAAACUCGAGCUCAAUACACUCUUGCGGAUCGGUAACAGUAUGAAUUACGAAGGCGGCGGGGGUUCACCUAGCUCGGAAAUGGAGCAAGCGGUGGUGGGUGUCCUACGGGCAACCAGGGAUCUCCGCCAGCAGCUCUGUGUAACGACGAUGGAGCAGGCCGGCGAUCUUGGCCAAGUGACAAAGGCCGGCCAAGAACUCGUGUCAACAAUCAGAAAUCUCGCGCUGGCCACUGACAUCGACCGUCUGCAGGAGAGCAGCGACAGGUUCCACGAGUAUAUCGAACAUAUUCUCGAAGUGUGCAAACUCUUGAGACACGUUGCACUUUCGGAAUCGUUGCAAGUAUCGGCCAAGUUCACGGAGAUCAAUUUGAGAAUAUAUGGUCCGCAAGUCGUAACAGCCGCGCACACACUGGCCAGGCAUCCCACUAGUAAGAUAGCCAAGGAAAAUCUCGAGGUAUUUACCGACAUGUGGCAGUGGCUGAUGAGUGACGUAACGACAGUGGCAAAAGAUGUGCUAGAACUCAGUCAAAACCGGCCGGAAAAACAAGUUUACAUGUCGCUGCCGCGGCCAGGAAAACACGGCACGACGAGCAAGCCGCUAAAACCGGUGCGACUUGACAGCGAGGAGCAAGCGAAGAUCGCCAAGGCGGGUCUCGAGAUGAAGCUGAUCACCUCGGAAAUGGACGCCGAGACGGAGAAGUGGCAGGAGAGCGGAAGCGCUCUGGAGGAGAACAACGAUAUCGUGAAGCGGGCGAAGAACAUGUCGUCGAUGGCGUUCUCGAUGUAUCAGUUCACGCGGGGCGAGGGCGCGUUGAAGACCACCCAGGACCUGUUCACCCAAGCUGAGUAUUUCGCCGAGGAGGCGAACAGAUUGUACAAGGUUGUGAGACAAUUCAGUUAUCAGGUACCAGGUGGGCCGCACAAGAAAGAACUUCUGGAAAAUUUGGAUCGUGUGCCGACUUAUGUUCAACAACUGCAAUUCACCGUGAAGAACCCUACCGUCGGCAAGGCUGCCACUUUCACAAAAGUCGAUAAUGUUAUACAAGAAACGAAAAAUCUCAUGAAUGUGAUCUCGAAAGUGGUCACAACGUGCUUUGUCUGCGCCACAAAGCACAAUCUCGUCAUGCCGCAAUAUACGGAACUCAGCCCGAUGAUGGUGCCCGGGCAGGCCGAAGAGGAUUGCUUGUACCCGAUUAGUCCGCAAUUGUUGCCAUCCACGAGUCCCUACGUGCAACCCCACCCGCUCACGUCCGCACAAUUUUAUAACAUCCUGAAACCGCCUCCCACCCUGUCUCCCUUCAAUUACGGCACCAUACCGAAUCCGUCCGCCGUUUCCGGGACGUCCCGGAAUCCUGGUGCCUUCGUCCAUCCGUCCGCACUGCCGUUCACGACGCCUGGAGCGCAGCAGCAACCGCCAUACUGUCUGCAGAAUCUGCAGCUCUUGCAGCUGCAGCUGCACCACGCACAGCUGCAGCACUUAAGACACGCCACGCUACCGAGAUAAUAGCAGGCCCUUAUGUAAUACGUCGUGCCGUAGCACGUGGCACGUGACACUGUCGUGAAAAAAACGUUUCACGCGCACGCACGCACGCACACGUCGAGAACACUACACGUUCUUCGCACAGGUUCGACUUUGGUUUUGUUUCUUUUAUUUUGCUUUGUAUAAUCUUUUAAUUUCCGUCAGAUCACCAGCCAAUAUCGAAUCGCCGUAAUUUUGGUGUGACACUGCGCUCCAAAAUUUUUAUAAAUUGCAAUUUCAACUUGUUCGCAAGGGACCGAAGUGAAAAAUAAUUUCACCAAAAUUACGACAAUCUUUUGCCUUUUAGCUUCGCUAAUGGCUUCACGGUUUUUUAUUAUUUUAUAUAGAAGAACUAACAACAGCUGACAAUAGACUUUGUUUGCGGCUUUUUUGCAAUCUUUCCGUUUUUUUGUCUAAUUCGCAUUUUGCUUCGAACUAAAGCAACACACAACGCGAUCCUCCACGUCCAUCCAAUAACACAAACCACGUAAUAAUAAUCGAUUUGAAUUAAUCCAUUUUUUCAGCUACCUUUACAGGAAUGGCUACAAUGUAUCUCGUAAUGAAAUCUAACAUAUCUUUUCACUAACAUCGCAUACUCUAACAAAAUAUUUUUACAAGAUAAUGGAAGAAGCACUUCUUUUUGAAAAUAAAUUGUUUAAAAAAAUAUUGCAUUAGAUAAAAAAAAUUUAUCUUUUAUUUCUGUCUGUCUUCUCUUUUGUCAGAGUAUGUGACUUUUUUUACUUAGAUCUCAAACUGACUCGCCAAAUAUGACGGCACGAGCGUAACAAUGUCACAGCACGUGACACCUCUCUUUUUCUCGAGAACAUAUA
Molecule: messenger RNA, 3415 nt
Organism: Pseudomyrmex gracilis
Lineage: Eukaryota; Metazoa; Arthropoda; Insecta; Hymenoptera; Formicidae
Gene: alpha-Catr
Product: alpha-catulin
Exons: 11
Coding region: 48-2570 (840 amino acids)
Biological process (GO): cell adhesion; Rho protein signal transduction
Molecular function (GO): cadherin binding; actin filament binding
Source: RefSeq, a predicted model, not a curated record